AUGAGUGCUUCAACUGUGAUCCCAGCUGUGUGUUACAGUAGUUGUAACAAUGCAUACAUCGACGCUUUGAGAUUUGGCAAGACACCAGCAUUGUGCUCAGAUUCAUCAUUCAACAACGAGUAUAGUUCUUGCCGGGAGUGCGUUGCAGCAAAUAGCUCAGAUCCAGCUGCGGUGAACGAAAAUUAUGUGGAACAUCGAUUUGAACAGUUCUUUCAAUAUUGUGCGUCACUAAAUGGGUCCUCUAUAGCGUCGAGUAUAGUAGAGAGUACGACAGUUGCAACAACCUUAAGUGUCGCCUCCUCACUACUUUCCUCGCUCCCAAUUUUCACAACUAUUAAUUUGAGUUCUACUUCCACUCCCUCCGGGUCACCAUAUGCAACCAUCACAGCAACCAAUACUCAAGGUAUCUCAUUAUUCAACGGAAGCAUGAUUACCAUCACAUUUUCUAAUGUGAUAACAUUAUGGACCCAAACAAGUUCCAUUUCGUCCUCUUCAACAACAAAUUCUCAAUCUAAAUUAACACCUGGUCAUGCGCAGUUUCAUGGUGUAGUUUUUGGCUCCAUUUUUGGCGGACUGGCAAUUAUUGCUUUUGGUGGGAUCUACUGGGUUAGAGGUGGGUCUGGUGAUGGAAGUGGCCAUGAGAAAGCGCAAUUGCAUUCCGAUUGUAUCUCACCCAAGAAUCCGGAAGAGAUUGAUGGGUCACCAAAAGGCCCAGUCGCAGAAUUGCCAGCUAUAGAAGCUGUUGCAGAGAUGCCAGGGAGCAUCAACUACUUGCCCCGGGAGGUUGGGUGA
Botrytis porri is the source of this 792-nucleotide messenger RNA. RefSeq lists its product as uncharacterized. The transcript is spliced from 4 exons. The record is from RefSeq and is a predicted model, not a curated record. The coding region runs from base 1 to 792 and encodes 263 amino acids. Lineage: Eukaryota; Fungi; Ascomycota; Leotiomycetes; Helotiales; Sclerotiniaceae.